Molecule: messenger RNA, 723 nt
Organism: Trichoplax adhaerens
Lineage: Eukaryota; Metazoa; Placozoa; Uniplacotomia; Trichoplacea; Trichoplacidae
Exons: 2
Coding region: 1-501 (166 amino acids)
Cellular component (GO): mitochondrial outer membrane
Source: RefSeq, a predicted model, not a curated record
AUGUCGGACUGGAAAAAGAUCGUUCUAGCAAUCGCUAUACCCGAAACCGUUGGCUUUUUAGGGUCUUAUUUUACCAAGAAGUCCAUUAAUACUUGGUACAAGCAUAUUCGUAAGCCAUCUUUUACACCGCCCAAUUGGAUAUUUGGACCUAUGUGGACACUGUUAUAUGCUGGCAUGGGUUAUGCAUCCUACCUAGUUUGGCGUGAUGGUGGUGGCUUCGAGGGACCAGCGUUAAAAGCCCUACAGGCUUAUGAACUUAAUCUUGUAUUCAACGGCAUCUGGACACCAUUAUUUUUUGGAGCUAAGAGAAUGGGACUUGCUGGCAUUGAUAUUGUAGCUACGUGGGCAUCGAUUGUAUACUGCAUCCAUUUAUUUACUCCAAUUAAUGCAACCGCUGGAAAACUAAUGUGGCCUUACCUUGGUUGGGUUUCCUUUGCUAGCCUACUAAACUUUUCUAUGUGGUACUUGAAUCGAAACACUCCAUCAAUCAAGGAAGACUAGACAGUAGACUGUUAAUUUUCUCAAAUUACACAUGCACUAUUUUUGUUCUCUGUUAGACAGUAGUACAUUAAAUCUUUAUUGGGUGUAUAGUGGUUUAGCUUUAUACGUAUAGUAUAGUACCGUAAUGAAUAUAGUGAGAAAGUCAUGUUGUGAUCAUGUUUUGCAAUUUCUCAUUAUGUUUGUCACUUAACAGUUUUAAUAUCAGCAAGAUGUUGCUAGUAA